Molecule: messenger RNA, 1487 nt
Organism: Trifolium pratense (red clover)
Lineage: Eukaryota; Viridiplantae; Streptophyta; Magnoliopsida; Fabales; Fabaceae
Exons: 3
Coding region: 408-1274 (288 amino acids)
Molecular function (GO): protein binding
Source: RefSeq, a predicted model, not a curated record
AUUGAACGCGACCUCAACGAUUCACAGCCUUAGCCGUCACACUUAAAAAAAUCUAUCUACACUCUCUCUCCUCUUUAACAACCAGCUCUUGAUUUCAUCUGAUUUUUUUCCCUCACGGGGGAAAUGAAAGGGAAUCCAUUCAUCUCCACCGUCCAAUUCAAUCCAACGCCUUCAAAUAUCAUUAGCGGGUCCCAUUUCACGUGACAUACGCAUCAUUGAACCCAAAUAUAGUAAACUCUCUUGAUCAAUAAUCAACGGUCAAGAUCAACUUCUAUCUUCUUCUAUAAAACUCAAUCACCAAAUGAGUCUUCUCUAACCUUUUUCCAGUGUUCUCCAAAUUUUCUCAGAUUUUUAGGGUUUCAUACAAAACCAGAUUAAUCAUCAUCACCAUAACCAAAUUUGCAACAAUGCUUCUAAGAAGUUCUUCCACGCCGGUUAUGAAUCCAUGGAUUCCUCAUUCAAACUCAAAGGAUUCAUCUCCGGAACCGGAAAUCUUUCACCGAAUUCCGAAAUCCAGAUCUAUUACACUCUCAGCUUCAUCUUCUUCGUCGAGUUCACUUUCGCCGGUUGCAGGUUCAGUCAACAAACUGACUCGAGCACUAUCAGAAACCGAUCUAUCUUCACCGCUCAACAAGAAACCAUUCCACCGCGAAGACGAAGAAGAGAACAGAACCGGAAGCUUCGGUGCUCGUUCAAGAACGGCGUCGUUUAGUUCCGCGUUAUGUUCUCUCUCCGAAUUGGAAGAAGAACAGAGUGGAGUCAACACCAGAGAAGCUGCUUCGACGCGUGUUUUGGUUGAAGAAGGCGGUAACGGUGGAUUUGACAAAAACGACGGUGGAAUUUCCAGAUUCGGUGAUUCAAAUCACGGAAACGAUAGUACGGAUUUAUAUUACCGUACAAUGAUCGAAGCUAAUCCUGAGAAUCCACUUUUUCUUGGCAACUACGCAAAGUACUUGAAAGAGGUUCGUAAGGACUAUGUGAAAGCUGAAGAGUAUUGUGGAAGAGCGAUUUUGGCGAAUCCAAAUGAUGGUAACGUUCUAUCACUUUACGCAGAUUUGAUAUGGGAGUGUCAUAAGGAUGCAUCUCGUGCUGAGACUUAUUUUGAUCAAGCAGUUAAAGCAGCUCCUGAUGACUGUUAUGUUUUAGCAUCAUAUGCACAUUUUCUUUGGGAUGCUGAUGAAGAAGAUGAAGUUGAAGAAGAAUCUGAAAAAUCUUUUGGUUUCUUUAAUGGAGUUGUUACACCACAUACUAUGCCGUUAGCUGCUGCUUCUUGAAUUGGGGUUCUGUGGUGGUUUCUGGGUUUAGCCUUGCGAGUUUCUAACCUGUUUAUAUUAAUUAUGAUUAUCUUAAUUAACCUUUUGUUGUAUUAAAGUUUUGGCCGUGAAAAUAGAUGUAAUAAUGGUCUUUGUUCUGCUUUGUCAUCAUCAAUGUUGAAUCGUAUAUACGGGAAUAAAAGAAGGUGGCUUUCUCGUUUUCUUUUGAUUUGA